CCUUUUUCAGUAUAAAACUUUCUGCUCGAGACUUUCUCCUUUCUGCAGACUUAACACAUCUUUUUUUACCGCCGGCGGCGACCGGAAGUUGCAGACGACGGUGACGGAAGUGGAAGGACGUGUAAACGAGAGGUUGAAGAUGAAGAUUUUUGUGAAGACUUUGAAAGGCACUCACUUUGAGAUCGAAGUGAAACCCGAAGACACGGUUGCUGAUGUGAAGAAAAACAUAGAAACAGCUCAAGGUCAAGCUGUCUACCCGGCUGCACAACAGAUGCUUAUCCACCAGGGUAAAGUUCUCAAGGACACUGCAACGUUGGAGGAAAACAAAGUCGCUGAGAAUAGUUUUGUUGUUAUAAUGCUUGCUAAGAAUAAGGUUUCAACAAGUGCAACCUCAGCUGCGCAACCAGCACCUUCAAAUACGGCCCAACCUGCAACCUCCACUGGCCAACCUACACAGACUGUAACAGCACCUCAAGCAACUGCUGCAAGCCUGGCGCCUGCACAAUCUGCUCCUCAGUCUGCUCCUACUCCUGCCGCUGCGCCAGUUUCCUCUAAUCCUGUGACAGAUGUGUAUGGCCAAGCGGCAUCGAAUCUUGUUGCCGGAAGUACCUUAGAAGCUACAGUUCAACAGAUUCUUGAUAUGGGUGGUGGAAGUUGGGAUCGGGAUACGGUUAUUCGUGCUCUACGUGCUGCAUUUAACAAUCCAGAGAGAGCUAUUGAAUACUUGUAUUCUGGUAUUCCUGAGCAAGCAGAAAUUCCACCUGCUGCUCCUGCUCCUGCUCUUGCUCCUGCCAGCGGACAGGCAGUAAAUCCUCCGGUUCAGGCUUCACAGCCGGCAGUUCCGUCCGGUGGCCCAAACGCUAAUCCUUUAGAUCUCUUUCCUCAGGGCCUUCCAAAUGUCGGUUCCAAUGCUGGAGCUGGAAAUUUAGAUUUCUUAAGCAAUAGUCCACAGUUUCAAGCCCUUCGAGCAAUGGUGCAAGCAAACCCGCAGAUAUUGCAGCCUAUGCUCCAGGAGUUGGGUAAGCAAAAUCCUCAAUUGAUGCGGCUUAUUCAAGAACACCAAGCUGACUUUCUGCGCCUCAUCAAUGAACCUGUUGAGAGCGAGGGGAAUGUGCCCGGGCAGCCGGCAGGGGCUAUACCACAAGCUGUGACUGUCACACCUGAAGAGCGUGAGGCUAUCGAACGACUUGAAGCUAUGGGUUUCGAUCGAGCUUUGGUAUUGCAAGUAUUUUUUGCAUGCAACAAAAAUGAGGAGCUGGCUGCAAACUAUCUCUUGGAUCAUAUGCAUGAGUUUGACGAAUGACAUGGAUGAAACAGAGUGCACUUUAACUUCUUACAGUUUCCGUUAUACUUUUGUUUUUGUUCUCUUUCUUCUCAAUCCGUGUGAAUCUUUCUAUCGUUCCAUGUGGAGUAAUUCAAUCCCCCGUCAUUCACAGUGGAUAGCCUUGGAUCUAAAACUAUUUCUAUAAUGGAUAUGUUAUACAAGUAAAAGUACCAGCAAGCUUUCUUGUUGUUGCUCAAGUGCGAUGAAGUUGUAACCUUUUCUGUACUUCGGAGGAAAGUUAUGGCCAUCCAUUUGCCAAAGAAUAAUGUGAUUUUCUUUCCCUGCGAAGUCUGCUAUAUACCGAAUCAAUAUAUUUGCCAUUAUUAUCGUUG
Molecule: messenger RNA, 1656 nt
Organism: Nicotiana tabacum (common tobacco)
Lineage: Eukaryota; Viridiplantae; Streptophyta; Magnoliopsida; Solanales; Solanaceae
Product: ubiquitin receptor RAD23d
Biological process (GO): proteasome-mediated ubiquitin-dependent protein catabolic process; nucleotide-excision repair
Cellular component (GO): cytosol; nucleoplasm
Molecular function (GO): proteasome binding; ubiquitin binding; damaged DNA binding
Source: RefSeq, a predicted model, not a curated record